This is a messenger RNA of Cercocebus atys (sooty mangabey), 5995 nucleotides long. Its product is annotated as CLIP-associating protein 2-like. Gene Ontology annotation, molecular function: microtubule binding. Gene Ontology annotation, cellular component: mitotic spindle; spindle microtubule; cytoplasmic microtubule. The transcript has 29 exons. Gene Ontology annotation, biological process: mitotic spindle assembly. The record is from RefSeq and is a predicted model, not a curated record. Lineage: Eukaryota; Metazoa; Chordata; Mammalia; Primates; Cercopithecidae.
ACAUUUUUCAAAUGCUUUGUGCAGAUAAAAGCUUCGAUGAUGAAGAAUCAGUGGAUGGAAAUAGGCCGUCAUCAGCUGCUUCAGCCUUCAAGGUUCCUGCACCUAAAACAUCCGGAAAUCCUGUCAACAGUGCAAGGAAGCCUGGUUCAGCAGGUGGCCCUAAGGUUGGAGGUGCUUCUAAGGAAGGAGGUGCUGGAGCAGUUGAUGAAGAUGAUUUUAUAAAAGCUUUUACAGAUGUCCCUUCUGUUCAGAUUUAUUCUAGUCGAGAACUUGAAGAAACAUUAAAUAAAAUCAGGGAAAUUUUGUCAGAUGACAAACAUGACUGGGAUCAGCGUGCCAAUGCACUGAAGAAAAUCCGAUCACUGCUUGUUGCUGGAGCUGCACAGUAUGAUUGCUUUUUUCAACAUUUACGCUUGUUGGAUGGAGCACUUAAACUUUCAGCUAAGGAUCUUAGAUCCCAGGUGGUUAGAGAAGCUUGUAUUACUGUAGCCCACCUUUCAACAGUUUUGGGAAACAAGUUUGAUCAUGGCGCUGAAGCCAUUGUACCUACACUUUUUAAUCUUGUCCCCAAUAGUGCAAAAGUCAUGGCAACUUCUGGAUGUGCAGCAAUCAGAUUUAUCAUUCGGCAUACUCAUGUACCCAGACUUAUACCUUUAAUAACAAGCAAUUGCACAUCAAAAUCAGUUCCCGUGAGGAGGUAAGUUUAAUUUUUGUUGUUGUUGUUAAUGAUACAGGUUACCUUUGCUUUGUCUUUCAUAGUAUCAGCAGGCAGCAGCAAAGCUAGUUCCCUUCCAGGAAGUCUGCAGCGUUCACGAAGUGACAUUGAUGUGAAUGCUGCUGCUGGUGCCAAAGCACAUCAUGCUGCUGGACAGUCUGUGCGAAACGGGCGCUUAGGUGCAGGUGCCCUGAAUCCAGGUUCCUAUGCAUCACUAGAGGAUACUUCUGACAAGCUGGAUGGAACAGCAUCUGAAGAUGGCCGGGUGAGAGCAAAACUUUCAGCACCACUUGCUGGCAUGGGAAAUGCCAAGACAGAUUCUAGAGGAAGAAGUCGAACAAAAAUGGUGUCUCAAUCACAGCCUGGUAGCCGGUCUGGGUCUCCAGGAAGAGUUCUGACCACAACAGCCCUGUCCACUGUGAGCUCAGGUGUUCAAAGAGUCCUGGUCAAUUCAGCCUCAGCACAAAAAAGAAGCAAGAUACCACGGAGCCAGGGCUGUAGCAGAGAGGCUAGUCCAUCUAGGCUUUCAGUGGCCCGAAGCAGUCGUAUUCCUCGACCAAGUGUGAGUCAAGGAUGCAGCCGGGAAGCUAGUCGGGAGAGCAGCAGGGACACAAGUCCUGUUCGUUCUUUUCAGCCACUUGCCUCCAGACACCAUUCCAGAUCAACUGGUGCCCUCUACGCCCCCGAUGUGUAUGGGGCCUCAGGUCCGGGUUACGGGAUCAGCCAAUCAAGUCGACUGUCGUCUUCUGUUAGUGCCAUGCGAGUCCUGAACACAGGUUCUGAUGUGGAGGAGGCGGUAGCAGAUGCCUUGAAAAAACCAGCUCGAAGAAGAUAUGAAUCAUAUGGAAUGCAUUCAGAUGAUGACGCCAACAGCGAUGCAUCUAGUGCUUGUUCAGAACGCUCCUAUAGUUCUCGAAAUGGUAGUAUUCCUACAUAUAUGAGGCAGACGGAAGAUGUGGCAGAAGUCCUCAAUAGAUGUGCUAGUUCCAAUUGGUCAGAAAGGAAGGAAGGCCUCCUAGGUCUGCAGAACUUAUUGAAAAAUCAGAGAACACUAAGUCGAGUUGAACUGAAAAGAUUAUGUGAAAUUUUCACAAGAAUGUUUGCUGACCCUCAUGGCAAGAGAGUAUUCAGCAUGUUUUUGGAAACGCUAGUGGAUUUCAUACAAGUCCACAAAGAUGAUCUUCAAGAUUGGUUGUUUGUACUGCUGACACAACUACUAAAAAAAAUGGGUGCUGAUUUGCUUGGAUCUGUUCAGGCAAAAGUUCAGAAAGCCCUUGAUGUUACAAGAGAAUCUUUUCCAAAUGAUCUUCAGUUCAAUAUUCUAAUGAGAUUUACAGUUGAUCAGACCCAAACACCAAGCUUAAAGGUGAAGGUUGCUAUCCUUAAAUACAUAGAAACUCUGGCCAAACAGAUGGAUCCAGGAGAUUUUGUAAAUUCCAGUGAAACUCGCCUAGCAGUGUCUCGGGUCAUCACUUGGACAACAGAACCCAAAAGUUCUGAUGUUCGGAAGGCAGCACAGUCAGUACUGAUUUCAUUAUUUGAACUCAAUACCCCAGAGUUUACAAUGUUAUUAGGAGCUUUACCAAAAACUUUUCAGGAUGGUGCUACGAAGCUUCUUCAUAAUCACCUUCGAAACACUGGCAAUGGAACCCAGAGUUCCAUGGGGAGUCCUUUGACAAGACCAACACCACGAUCACCAGCUAACUGGUCCAGUCCUCUUACUUCUCCUACCAAUACAUCACAGAAUACUUUAUCUCCAAGUGCAUUUGAUUAUGACACAGAAAAUAUGAACUCUGAAGAUAUUUAUAGCUCUCUUAGAGGUGUCACUGAAGCAAUCCAGAAUUUCAGCUUCCGUAGCCAAGAAGAUAUGAAUGAGCCAUUGAAAAGGGAUUCUAAAAAAGACGAUGGCGAUUCAAUGUGUGGUGGUCCUGGGAUGUCUGACCCAAGAGCAGGAGGUGAUGCCACUGACUCAAGCCAAACAGCUCUUGAUAAUAAAGCUUCAUUGCUUCAUUCAGUGCCUACUCACUCCUCUCCACGCUCUCGAGACUAUAAUCCAUAUAACUAUUCAGAUAGCAUCAGUCCCUUCAACAAGUCUGCCCUCAAGGAAGCCAUGUUUGAUGAUGAUGCUGACCAGUUUCCUGACGAUCUUUCCCUAGACCAUUCUGACCUAGUUGCAGAGUUGUUGAAGGAGCUGUCUAACCAUAAUGAGCGUGUAGAAGAAAGAAAAAUCGCCCUCUAUGAACUUAUGAAACUGACACAGGAAGAAUCUUUUAGUGUUUGGGAUGAACACUUCAAAACAAUAUUGCUUUUAUUGCUUGAAACCCUUGGAGAUAAAGAGCCUACAAUCAGGGCUUUGGCGUUAAAGGUUUUAAGAGAAAUCCUAAGGCAUCAACCAGCAAGAUUUAAAAACUAUGCAGAAUUGACUGUCAUGAAAACAUUGGAAGCACAUAAAGAUCCUCAUAAGGAGGUGGUGAGAUCUGCCGAGGAAGCAGCAUCAGUGUUGGCCACUUCAAUUAGUCCAGAGCAGUGCAUCAAAGUGCUUUGUCCUAUCAUCCAAACUGCAGACUAUCCAAUUAAUCUGGCUGCAAUCAAAAUGCAAACAAAAGUGAUAGAAAGAGUGUCCAAGGAAACCCUUAACCUCCUUUUGCCAGAGAUUAUGCCAGGUCUGAUACAGGGUUAUGAUAAUUCGGAGAGCAGUGUUCGGAAAGCUUGUGUCUUCUGCCUGGUGGCUGUUCAUGCAGUAAUUGGUGAUGAACUAAAACCACAUCUCAGUCAACUUACUGGCAGUAAAAUGAAGCUGCUGAAUCUUUACAUCAAACGUGCACAAACGGGCUCUGGAGGAGCUGAUCCCACUACUGAUGUUUCUGGACAAAGUUAGUGAAGCUCAUCACAGCGAACCAGGUCUCUCAAAAGAAAGGACAGAUAGACCACCCUCAUCAAUGAAAGGAAAUUCUCAAACACAUCUUUUGGAACUUACUAUUGUUUCCCAGUUUUAGUUUUUUGUUUCGUUUCGUUUUGUAUUUUCUGUAACAGAGGACUAUCCUCAGUCUGCAUGUAACUUUUAUGAUAGUUAUUCCAAAUUCAAGAAGAAGCAGUAUUAACAUCAAUUGAUCAAUACAAAGUAAUUUUUAAUCUAAUUCAUCAUUUCACAUGUUUGUACUUUGUCUUCCCAUUAACCUUUGCCAGUGUUAUGAUUGUAUAAAUUUUUUUAAAUGCUGGUUAAACAGGAAUGCUUAAAGCUUUAAAAGUUUAACAGUCUAAAACAUUUUUGCUUUUAUUCAACUGCAGAAUAAUAUUUUUAUUGCUACUUUGAGUUUUGUUCUGUAUCAUGUCCUAUGCUAGAAAUAUUUAAAUGAUGUGAAACAAAGCAGGACUAAUUUGAACUACCGCUGGACUCUGUUUGUGUGAUGGUGAUACAUGUCAUUAGUUGCAACUUCUUUGGGGUGAUCUAUAGUUUGAAAACUAAAACCUCAAAGACAGAUGUUACAGAAUCAGCCAGUUCUAUAAAACUGAUAUCGUCUGUUGGUUAUUGAUCUUGCCAUCUUUAUUUAAAACCAUGUCCCUUCUAUGAUCCCUUAAGAAAGCUGCACCAAAUCAUCUGCCUGUGUUUUCUUGAUACUUACUGAAAUAGAAGGUUUUAUUGCAGGGUUUUUUUUUUUUUUUUUUUUUGGUUUGUUUAUAUCUUUGUUGUGAAUGAUGCUUUUUUUGUAUUUAUUAAUAUCAAAUUCACUUAUGAAUAAACUUGAUAAUGGAAACAGACAAAAAAAUCAAGUGCAUGUGUGUCCUUGACCGUCUUCUGUUUCUCACGUAAUAAACAAACUAAUUAUCGAGACAUGGGAGUGACCAGCACCUUUUAUUUAAAUGGUGGAACCUGGUUUCCUUUUACCAUGAAAUUGUCUUACUUGAAAAUACUGAUCCUGAUGAGAGAGAAGAUGGUGCCAAGGCUAUCUUUGUAUAACGGGCUCAAAUUCUCUACCUCUUCAGGGCUAAUACUUUUAACUGAGCUGCUGCCUAUAGUGUCUUUUGGAAAACUACUUAAAGGGUGAUUUUCUGUUACUUCUUAACAAAUUUUUUUAAUCACCUCUUGCUACACCCAUUCUUUUCAUGUGCAGCUGACUUUCAAAAAUUACCAGUUUUGGUGAAAGGCCAAAUUAGAUAAUUUGGAACCAGGAUACUAAUGAUUUCUCAUCUUGACUUUUUUUUAAAUCCUAAUAUAAAGUGAAUUUGAUUGAAAAGGCAAAUAGCUAUUAGGGAAGCAAUUUGCUAUUGUUACAGAGUUAUCUGUACUUUGUUUAAUUGAAAAAAAUGUAGAAAUGUAUGUAAAGAAUUUAAGACAGGAGUACUGAAUGGAUGAUUUGUCAUAGGCUUUCCCCUUCCUUUGUUUCUGUUCUAGCAGCAGGAAAAGUUUCUCUAUAUCCUCUCCCUCUACCUGUAACAAUUUUGUUUUCUACUGUUAAUUACAUUGUGUAUUUAUAGUUCUAUGCUUACUGUUGUGCAUAUACUGGCAAUAAAACUGUACAUAACAUUACUUGAAAAAGUUAAUGUAUAUCAGUUUUUCUGUCUCACUGUGUAAGAAGUCACUCAGUUUUAACUUUAGAAGGUCUUGUAUCAGUGGUGGUCUCUUGAAUUUUCUAAGUUCAUCUGAGGAGAAAAGAUUUUUCAGGUGUAGCAACUACAAUCAAAGGUAUAUAGCUACAUACGCAUGUAUAACAACUUAUCUGUAAGAAGAAAAUGCAUUUUAAACAUUGAGCUCUUCUCAGUAGCAUUUUAUAACCUUUGGAUAUGUUUGUAAUCAUUUCAAAUCAAAAUAUUGGUUUAAUUUUGACCUCUGGUUUAAGAUACUGCUUUAACUACUGUUGACAACUAAGUAGAGUGACUUAAGCUGAAUAGUAACUCUAACUGGAAAAUUAGAUCAAGCACCUGGCAUCUAAUGGUAGACAGGCACUCAAGAAAUGAGUUAACUACACAACGGAAAAGUAUGGUUUAAUGUGUCCAAAUGAAAGCUAAUAGAUAUAAACAAGAAAAAAUUGUGUUUACAAUUCUAUAAUCUCAGUUGAUAAGACUGUAAGAAAGUUAUUGAUUAUUUAAAUCACUGUAUACAAUACACCCUUAAUUUGUUCAUUCCAGAAACAUAUGUAGAUGUCAGCUACUUAAAAAUGGUCACGAAAAGCUACUGUUUAAAUUUUUCCUCCUGCUAUUCUCUCCCAAAUUAAUUGUUAGUGUUGUUCAUUUACUGCACUGCUGAGAACUAAUUAAAAUUAUAUAUUCCAGAUUGUAAAA